Molecule: messenger RNA, 1485 nt
Organism: Ipomoea nil (Japanese morning glory)
Lineage: Eukaryota; Viridiplantae; Streptophyta; Magnoliopsida; Solanales; Convolvulaceae
Product: protein EI24 homolog
Exons: 11
Coding region: 100-1131 (343 amino acids)
Biological process (GO): macroautophagy
Cellular component (GO): endoplasmic reticulum
Source: RefSeq, a predicted model, not a curated record
AAAAAAAGAGGUUUGCGUGCAACUUUUGUUUUUUUCAUUGAAAAGCGAAGCAAUCAACAUCUUCCGAUCGGAUUGGGCGGUUCAUCGUCUUCUUCAGCGAUGGAGAGCAGCGUCAGCGUUCCGGCGGAUUUGGCGGGCUCUCUAAUAAGGAAGUCAAAGCAGGGGUUAGUGCUUUGGGCGGAGGGUUUCAGGGAGGCUUGCUGUCUUCAUCGCGUCUUCAUCUACUGUUUCAGGUCGAGACAGCUCGCCGUCCGCACUGGCCAGUGUUUCUUAUUGAAUGGCUUUAUCUUCUUAGGGAGUAUCUUUCUUCUGAAAUCAGUCAUUGUUCCAGCACUACAAUGGAUAUUACCUGAUCAAUGCCCACAGAUCACUUCUGAAGAUUCACGCUCAUGUGGGGGUAUUUUGGAAUUCUAUAAUUUCUUACGUCUUGGACUUGUACAGCUAUUCUAUGUUUUCUGGUUUUUUCCAUUAUACAUAUUGAGCUUCAUUCUUAGCAAUAUCUGGUACAAUGACAUUGCAAAACAUGGGUUUUUUGCAAUUGAGGAAUAUGGAGCUUCUGGUACUAAAUUGACUGAUCAGAAGGAGUCGCAAACUUCACAAAAAACAGUUAGUAAGGCUAAAUCAACCGAUUUUGAAGGAGUCAUGAUUGGCAUUGCGGAACAAAUCUAUUCUGUCCUUUUGCUGACUUUCUUUUUCCUGGAGGUUUAUGUUAUUGGAUUUAUCCCCUAUAUUGGAAAGGCGCUUAACUUUCUGCUUCUUUCUUGGAUGUAUGCAUAUUAUUGUUUCGAGUAUAAAUGGAAUCUAUCAGGACUAAGUUUGGACAAGAGGCUGGACUUCUUUGAAACAAACUGGGCAUUUUUUGCUGGAUUUGGAAGCCCGUGUGCCCUGGCAAUAUUCUUGUUCUCCCCUCUCGUUAGCUAUGGCGUUAUGGCUAUACUCUUUCCCUUGUUUGUUUUGACUGCAACUGGCUCAGAAGCCGACAAGAUUGUUUCCUUACCAAGAACAAAAUGGAGAGGUGCAGGACUAGGAAGGGUUCCGAUAUUUUAUGUUGCAGAUUACGUAUCGACGAAGAUCUUGACACUGCUUCCCACGCAACAAGGUAGGGCAACGCCAGAGAACAAGGCACUCUAAGCACAAAAUUGCGUGUUUGACUCGCUGGCACUCUCACCUGCUCGGCCAUUCUUGGAUUUUCACCCGGCUUGCCUCAGACAUAUUUCUGGUCCUAAUCUGCGAGUUAUAUACACCACCUGAACUCAAACUGCUCAACUCAUCUUCACAUAUAUCUGUCAUGGCAGUUGCAGGUUUGAUCAUAUUGUGUGCAUUGCAGAAUCUUAGAUCAGGGGAAUAGAAACAAGACUGGAGCAAAUCAUAAUGGGUGGAGAAAAGGUAAAUUCAAGACUCCAGUUUUCUGCAUAAUUUGUAGAUAAUUCUGGUGCAAAAAUAAAAAUGUUGGGUAAAUACUAAAUUGUGAAAAACAUUAUGGGA